AUGGACGAAGCACAGCUCAAAGUUGAAUCCCUCGUGGAGACCCUGGUGGAGGAAUAUGUGUCCCCCGAGAAGGUGAUGUUCCGCUAUGACCGGGAAAAGAAAGUGGAGCUAAUGUACGAGCGGAAGAAGGAUAAAGAAGUGAACAAAAUUAGGGCCGACAUUGUAAAACAGUUAAUCCGCCUCUUAGAGAUAAAUCAUACACAAGGUAGGAAGAUACAUGGCACGCUGACAGAAAUAAUAGGUGCCCUCAAAAGCUACCUCUUCUGCAAUGAAAAUAUGAAGAGAGGAUCCGCAGUGAAUUUAAUUGCCCACCUGUUUGAAGAGAUCAGCGUGGUGGAGUUAGACACAGAAUACCUCGAAUGUCUCAUCCUUUUUUAUAUUAAGCUAAUCGAAGACUGGCAUUGUAUCAGUGGGGUCACCAGAUUUCUAUUGAUCAUGUUUGAGCGAUACAGGGACCUUUUGAAAGGCAUGAAGUUUUCCUACGAUGUGAAGAGAACGUAUAGGGUUUUAUUCCCUUCGAGGCGUGGGAAGGGGAAGAGGCACCCAGGGGGAAUCGACGUAUCUGGCAAAGCCGAUCGGGGUGACCAUCCAAAUGGGGUUCCCGAUCCGGGGGGGGACAGCGACCAUGGAAAGGAGUACGACGAUGGGGGGGAGUACGACGAAUAUGCCCCUCUUAAGGAAAAUGGGGGAUUCUACCACUCGGAUGGCUCCCAAGAAGACGAGGAUGAUGAUGGUUAUGGCCAGCGCGGUGGCCCCCAACGUGACAGUGAGGAGGAGCAGGAGGAAGAAGAGGACGAUGAAUCACAGGAAGAAAUGGAGAAAGAAAAGAACACCUGCGUUGUGUAUAAGAUAAUGAAGAGCCUCUUUAAGCACGUCCACGCCCCAAGCUACCUGCAAAACAUAAGGCUGAAUUGUUAUCGCAUCAUUUUGAUAUCCUUGCAGGAGUUUAGAGCCGAGAUGGUCUCCAUUCCAAACUUCAUUGACAAGAUCCAGGUGCAGCUGGAGAAUGAGUCGGACCCCAGAAAUAUUUUAGUGCUCUUUGAUAUAAUACACAUUCUGUGCAGUGGAUACAUAACACAUGACGAAGGGGGGGCAGUUCAAUCGGGCGCUACAGUGGAAUGGGGGCAGCCCGAUAUCGCAAAUGGGGGGCAGUGCUAUAUCGGGAGCGGAGAGGAGGAAGAGAAGUGGAAGGAGAAGAAAAGCACCCAGGAACGAAACCCAGGAGCCCUAUUCUCCCUGGACAGAGAAACACAAUACCUCAAGUCAGUGAUCGACAUCGCCUUUUAUUACUUCCCAAUAGAAUUUGUCAGCAGCGAAGCAAGGUACGAUAGCAUCACUGAGGAGGACCUACAGAGAGCCUUCUACAAAUGCCUCAAGUCAAACAAAAGGUUAGGAAACUACGUCAUAAUGAAUAUCCUAGACGAGCUCUACAACACACAAGAUGAUGAAAUAAAUGAGAAGAAUUUGGAAAAUAUAAAAGACACUCUUGAGGUAUGUGCCCCAUUCUAUGGUAGUGUCUGUUGCUCAGGGUUCAUCUCGACCAUCACAGGACUGAUCGAAUUGGAAUGCAUAGACAGUGAUGCUUCAGAUAAAAUGGCAACCUAUUUUGUAAGGAUUCUUCUUCUUUUCUUCCACAUUAUAAAUGAAGAAGAGGACGAGGUGCUGAAGCGAUCCCUAUUCGAUAUGCACUUUGCGAGAAUGUUUCGGAAGCUCAACACCUUCCUCAUUCUGCACAAGUGCCUGUGUAGUGAGAAUCCACCAUUUGAGGCGGUUGCAGAUGGAGCGGUGGAGCCCAGGGUGGAGCCCCCUGUGAGGGUAUCCUCGACUGGGCCUCCACGCCUGACGCAGCUCUUCCACUUGGAAGAGAUUGCAAAUUUGUCCGACUCUUCUCAGUCGGGAAGUGUGAAAAGUGGCCGCAGCAACGGAAGCGAUCGAAGCAAUCGUAGCAACCGAAGCAACCGAAGCAACCGAAGCGAGUGCAACAGCGAAAGCGACAGGAACAUCCUCGCUAUCAUAAGGGAAAAAAACCACAUCGAAAAAAUGAAGGAGAAGAAGGAGAGACAAAGGAAAAGGAACAAAAUAAAACUGAGCAAAUUCCCGGUGAUCGAAAAGAUCCUCAUGUGCAUAUCGAAAGAGAACACCUACGUCUUCCUGUACGUCCUUGAGACGACCCUUAAGCCGAUGCUCCACGAGUGCUACUACUUGGUGCACGCGCUGACGAGGGAAGGGGAGCCCCCUGCCCGGGGAAACGCGCAAGAGGCGCGACCUGGACAGGUAGAACAAGCUGAUGAAAGAUCACACCCUGAGAAUGGUUCACCCCUUGCGCGCAACGCGAAGGUCAAAGCCAAGUGGAACCUCGUCGCGACGUACCUCAGCUUUAUAAACAACGUGAUGAGCGAAAGUGCCAAAGUGGAGGAGGUAGUGGCGACGAGGAUCAGCUUUGUGAAAGAAAUCUUUAUUAUCAGGGAACUGCUGAGAAUGGGGCGGGACCUGUUUUUUCACGAGUACCACGAUUCGGGUCUACACCUCUUUGGCAUCCUGGCGAGCUUCGUGUCCAUGCAUGGGGGGGCAGCUGUGGGGGGGAGCAUCCCGAAGAGCGGCACAGAGCAGGACGAAGCGGGUAGUGGAACGAAAGAAGCAGUUGGCAACUCAACGAACGACACAACUGGCAACGUAAUGGACAACGUAACGAACGACGUAACGAAGGACGACACCCUCUUACACCAAGCGAUCAUCCUCUUCUUCUACUUGGUCGGAAUGCACCCCGGGGGAAACGUGAAGCUCCGUGUGCUGGGCGACAGCGGACGCGACCUCCUGGACCAGCGGGGGGAGUACAGCCUCAUUAAGAGCGCAGACGAGUGGAGAAGGAGCAUCCUCGAGGACCACCAUCAGUUAACCGCAGACAUCAAUCUGAACAACGAAAAUAUUGUGCGGGAAUGUAAAGAAUAUAAAAAAAACGAUCUGCUUUUUUUUCUCACGUUAGUAAGUAAAAUCAUAAAACACAAAUAUGACCAUAUUGGCAGCUAUGUAAACACAUUGCUGAUGAACAUGUGUUUCCUACUGCUAAAGUUUCACUUCGAGAAGAAUGAAGAUUUGAAUUGGUACAUAUCUCUUCUAAGGGACACAUACCAGGUUGACAUUCCAGACCUCCUUCUGAUUUCCACCAAUGUGGCUUCCUUCCUGCUGAAGAGUUUUUACCACCGCGUUGAGGGAGUGAAGGAGGAGUUUCUCCACUUCAACAGGGAGGAAGGCAGCGGAGGCAGUGCCCGUAUUCCCUUAGACAGUCAGACGAAUUUCCAACUUGAUCUGGAGUUAUCUCCAAAGAUGGGUGAGUAUCACCCCCAUUCAGGGAUGACCCCCGGUGGAGUCAUUGCCGAACUUGUUCGCUUCGGUAGAGGCCCAAUUGGAGAGACUCUAAAGUGGAAGCGUGUCCAGGUUAAAUGCUUCCUUGUGCGUCCAACAGAGGGGGAAACAUUAAAGAGGUCAUACAAAAAGGAAGAAAAGAAAAAAAAACGUUGCGGUGAAGCAGAAGAGGAAGAGGGAGACACAACGUGGGAAAGCCAAUCGUUUAAGGUCACCAUGUGUGAACCGACAAAUGGAGAAGACAUCACAUCGUUUUAUCUUGCCUACAUAGUAAGUGUAGCGUAUUGGCAGAUUUACAAGACGUGUGAGAGGGUCAUGCGGAGAAGUGGACGUGAUCCGUCUGCAGUUUCAGAUGGGUCACCACAUGAAAGGAAAAACCAAGACAAGCUAAAAAACGAACUUUGCAAACCGCAUCUUCUUGUGAACAACAUGGAAGUGAUGGAACUCUGUAUAAAUUAUCUCUACGAGGAGGCAGUCGUGAGGGGCAUCCUCUCAGAAGGAACCUCAAAAGAGGAGGAAAAACACAAGGGAAACAGCAGAGUAGAUAAUCUGAAAUGCAUUCGAAUAGUGAAUAGCAAUGAGGAGCUCAGUUACUACGGGACAUAUGUGAACAAUUUGAAGGGAUUUAUUCCAAUAAAUGAAGUGAAAAAUAUACAACCGAGGGGACAAAUCAGCAGGAGGCGGGAAACUGGGAUGAUGGGAUAUUCCCAAAUAAGUCCCUUGACAUAUCUCACCAGCAGCAACCCGUUCCGUAAUGUAAACGUCUUCGAGACGGCCACAUUGCUGUACAUUUUAAAAAUGACCUUAACCAGUCAUAUAAUUUGUGAAGAUUGGAGGGGAGAAGCAAUGGAAGAAGGGGAUGCAGAAAUGUGCACUCUGGCUAGUUACCUAUAUCGGAAAGUAAAAAAAAACGUGAAUCAUAUAUUUAUCACCAUGAGUGAAGCGAAGAAGAGAGAGUUUAUCGAGACGCUGAUCGAUUGCUGUGUAGGUGAGGACGUAUACCCAUACAUGUCCGAUAAGGAUGAUAUCUUUGGAGGAAGCAUUGAAGAGAGUUAUCACUUGGACAAUUUUCGUGGGGAGAAAUUCUCCUCACGUGUGAUGAACCCCCUUCUGUUGCUUUUUUUACCUGCCCUCCUGUCCAUCCACACACAAAUAGGACAACACCACAUGCAGAGAUUAUUAAAAUUGUGCAUGUACAUCUUUUUAUUUAACCUCCCCUUGGAGAGGUCCUCGCCCAACCGCGUUACUACCUGUGAGAGGGACUCAAGUGGAGGGAGUACCUCUUGGGAGAAUCUGACCACAGCCGCGAAGAAUGGAAGUGCACGCCCCUCACGGGAAUACGUCUCAAAAUUUUUACACCAAAAAGCUAAGGAGCAUUUCAAGGAAGGGGAAGUCCCCUUCUGGCGUGGCGACCACGUAUCAGAUUGUCUUCUCCACCUGGAUCGUGCCAAUUUAGAAAGUGUUCACAGAUGCGCCCUACAGAUUGUAGGCAUCCUACUGCAUAACUGGGAUGGCAUUCACAAAAUGGUGAGCUUCAUUCUAUCCCCAUUCGAUUUGGUCGACGAACUUGGCAUAACCUUAAAUGGUGCAUUAUCUUUUAAGCGCUUCAUCGACCUGUAUGCAGCGACGUAUGAGGCAUUUAUACGCAGGUGGGAAAAGGGGAGCAACGUGGGAGAAGCCGCUUCCAUGGGGGGAGAAGCACCUUCCGGGAUAGACGAAUCUCCACUGGUCCACCUUCUGAGCACACUUUUCGAAGCCCCCACCCAAGACCCAACAAACCGGCUGUUCUAUCUUCUAGAUUGUGUCUACUUUGGCGAAGAGGACCCCCAGUUUUCCCAAAUAUUUUACAGUAGAGGCGAAAAAGAAUAUCACUUGAGAGAAAAACAGACUGCCAACGUGAUAGAAAUUCGAUUGCUCGAUAGAACCUCCUUGAAGGAGAACAAUCGAAAGGGGCCCAUCACAGGGGAACUGAAGUCUGUGAUAUUUAGCCCUCACGAAGAGGGAGCAAUCAGAGUAGUCCAUUUGAAAGGGGUCAUGCGCCUAGCCGUGGGUCAGUCCACUGGAGGUGGCGAAGAGAAUGAACAGAACAACAUCAGUAGUGACAGAGACGAGGGCAACUUCUUCCUUCGCCGACAUUUCCUCCAUUUCUUCGCCCAGCAUUUGUCCCUCAACUACGAUUUGACAGUUCACCUGUGGAAACAUAGCUCACACGAAGUGGCAGAGGAAAAUCUGCAACUCGUAUGCGACAGCGUGGCAAGUGCUUCCCUUCACCAGCACACAUUUAAGCACGUACUGAUCUGGCAUUUCUACCUGUACCCCUCCCAUGUGUACAGUCACAUUUACUCAGUCAUUCACAACAUAGAUACGAAGCUUCUGUUAAGGGAAGAGAAUUAUAACCGUGUUGCCUUCACCCCCAGCGAUGCUUUCCUCACCUUAUGUAGAAAAGAUUUGUUGCACUUUAUUUGUACCAUGUAUAAUUAUGUCUACUUCAUCGAUGUGACUGAGAGGUUCCUUUCCAUGUCGGAAUUCAUUUGGCUCAUGCAGAGGGAGAAGUUCUCUUUUGAUUACUCUCUUCCCUUUGAUGUCAUCAGGAGGAAUGAGAAGACGCUAAUUUUUUUGGAGAAACUCAACACCUAUUUGCGCUCCUGGGAUGAGAGCAGCGAUACGGGCAUUUCGAAGUCAGUAGCGCAGGAGACGCAGACAAUGGACAAGGUUAAAAGGGAAUACAGCUCAGAUCAACACCUCUCCGAUUCCCUCGCGCGAGGAAUGAUUAACGGUAUGGAUGGAUCUCAUCAGCAGGUGGAACUACACAGUGAUAGUCACCCCCCAAAGGAAAACCAAUCAGAUGGGCACCCCCCAAAGGGUAGUAACUUCUUCUCCCUGUUACAGAAGCGCAAAGAGAAUAAGAUACUAAAGUACAACUGUAAGUACCUGUGUCUAGUCCACCUGGCGUCCAUUGUGCUGCUGAACACACCCAUGGAGGGGGCACUACACGAGCAUUACAACGUCAUGGAGAUUUGCAUACUCAAAGGGAUAGGUAAAAUUUCGAAUUUUUUUAUAAGCAAAGGGGAAUACACGCGUAGCAACAAGAGGUACAUUAACAGGGUGCUGCGGACCAACGCUGAGCUCGUUCGUGUUCUGUUUGCCGAGGGGGCGGAGGGCCCAGGUGCGAAAGGAGAAGGGCAUGAACCUACGGAUGAGUCUCCAAUCGGGGGAGAACACCAUGAACGUACGGGGGAGCACCUAAUCGGGAGGGAACUUGUGUCACUACUCCUGGUGCUGGCCCUGCGCCUCCUCUAUCUCAUAAUGAAUCUUUUCAAUUUCGUGUUGUCAAAGGAAAGACAUAUUUGGGGGUCCUGGGAUGGGUCAUCCCCCAUAGGAGCGUCUCCCGAAGCACCUCCGAAAGGCGCUCUUCAGGAGAACGUCCAAUUUUUAUUGUCGUACAAAUGUCGCCUGGUGAAGAGCCUGCUCAAGUUAAUCGUGUCUAUACCGCUGCCUUUGGCUAGGUAUCAGUGCGCCUGUAUUUUUUAUAUCAUUUCGUUUUUAAACUACAAGUCUUUCCUACCCUAUGAUAUCAUCCAGGACAUUAAGUGGUACUUGUCUAUCGCGUCCGUGGACCCGCACAAGAAGGUCAGGAAAAUGGUGGUGCUCUGCAGAGCCAGGUGGAUGUAA
Plasmodium inui San Antonio 1 is the source of this 7035-nucleotide messenger RNA. RefSeq lists its product as hypothetical. The transcript is spliced from 2 exons. Gene Ontology annotation, cellular component: cytosolic [4Fe-4S] assembly targeting complex. The coding region runs from base 1 to 7035 and encodes 2344 amino acids. Gene Ontology annotation, biological process: iron-sulfur cluster assembly. The record is from RefSeq and is a predicted model, not a curated record. Lineage: Eukaryota; Apicomplexa; Aconoidasida; Haemosporida; Plasmodiidae.